GACUUCCUUAAAGCUAAUUCUCGAAAUACACUUACGUUUCCAGCGUGGGACUGUGCCUAGUCUGGAUGCUGGCUGAACGCAAUGGAGGAUGGCGGCGGUGGUAGCUGUGCCAGUGGCGUCCACAGAAAGUGACCAGGAACGGUGUGGAGCAGAGGAAGAGGUCCGUGAAAAUGAGGCGGAGGAGGAAAACGGUCAGCCACCGGGGCCCACUGCAACGUCUCAGAGCCGUUUGGCCAAAUUGCCCCUGUCCCGUAUUAAAGCUCUAAUGAAAGCUGACCCGGACGUCUCCCUAGCUAGCCAGGAGUCUGUGUUUAUCAUAGCAAAGGCCACGGAACUCUUCGUUGAAAUGAUAGCCAAGGACGCACUCGUUUAUGCCCAGCAAGGAAAGCGGAAAACAUUGCAAAGGAAGGAUCUCGACAAUGCAAUUGAAGCAAUAGAUGAAUUUGCUUUUCUUGAAGGUACUUUGGACUGAAGUGCACAUUUGAUACUGGCAAACAAAUACACCACCACUUCAUGGAUAAGAACAAUUGUGGAAACCAUCAAACUGCAUUUCCCUAAAUGUUGUAUUCAAACAAAAGAUUUUUGAAACAUCCCAAAAACAUUGUAACAAAAAUAAAAAAGUAUCUUUUGAGGUAACUUUUUUUUGGAACAGUCCUAAAACUGAAAUGCGAUAGCUCCCAUUGGAAGAAAGUGCAAUCAGUGUUGUUUAAUCUGUGUGGUUUCAUAGCAUGUUUAUAUAUGUAAAUACUGUUUUAAAAGCUGUUGUCUAAACUUAAAUAAAAUGUCAUUGUGUAAA
Molecule: messenger RNA, 796 nt
Organism: Conger conger (European conger)
Lineage: Eukaryota; Metazoa; Chordata; Actinopteri; Anguilliformes; Congridae
Gene: pole4
Product: polymerase (DNA-directed), epsilon 4, accessory subunit
Exons: 5
Coding region: 89-472 (127 amino acids)
Cellular component (GO): epsilon DNA polymerase complex; nucleus
Molecular function (GO): protein heterodimerization activity
Source: RefSeq, a predicted model, not a curated record